CGCAAGACUUCGUCUUUCGGCGGGAUUUUCCAUUGUCGAGUGUUGUACUUUUUCUUUUCUUUUCUGACUUUCGUACGUUGCACCUUUUCGCUGCUUAGACGGGGAUCUUAAGCCUUGAACAUGGGAGCUGAGUGUGGUUUUCAAACGAAGCAACAGCUAAACGAGUGUAUUUUGCGUUGCCCGUGGUCGGAGUUUCCACUUCCUCUUGUUCACAGAGCAUGUAGGGACGGUGAUCUUCUCAGUUUGACCUACUUGACUGUUCAGGGAGACAAACUUGCAGUUUUUCGAUCCAUUAACGCCCAGGACCAGUUCUUAAUGUGGACACCUGCACAUUGGGCAGCCUACUUUGGAAAGAUUGAUUGUGUGAAGCGCCUGGUAGAGUGUGGCUUGAACAUCAAUGUACCUGAAGGGAGGUUUGAACAGUCUGCAACACAUCUUGCAGCUUUUGCAGGCCAUGUCAAUGUUCUCCAAUGGUUACUUGAGAAUGGUGCUUUUCCACAGAAAGUAGACAACCUUGGAGAAACGCCAGCACAUAAAGCAGCCCGAAGUGGUAACACCCAGUGUUUGAAGUUACUGCAGGCAUUUGGAACUCCUCUAAGCACAUUUAACAUGUACCGCCAAACCCCCUGUGACCUAGCUUCAUCUCUUGGAUAUGAACAAUGUGUUCAGUUCCUGAGAAGUCACAGCUGUGCCACAGUUUCUAGCCAGAGAAAAAGUAAAAGAUUGCUUGAUGAUGGAGGUUACACAGACCAAGUAAAGAGGCCAAGAAAUGGUUAGUUUAUUCUGGAACUGCUUUAACCCCAAUACUGAAAUAUCAUUGCAUCAAACGUCUUCUUGAGAAACUGUUUUUUUUUUCCCUUUGCAAUGGAAGGAAUUUGUUAGCUGUAAAUAUUUAGAAACCGAGCAAUUGGAGCAUAGUAUUGGUUUUAGGCACAAGGCUAUAAAGUGAUAAAGUCAUCCUCGGGGAACAUAUUCAGAUGGCAAAAGUCUUCAGUUGCUUUAACAUUUUCAAUUGGAUGCGUUUGAC
Messenger RNA from Orbicella faveolata, 1027 nucleotides. RefSeq lists its product as uncharacterized. Gene Ontology annotation, molecular function: protein binding. NCBI's taxonomy places the organism in Eukaryota, Metazoa, Cnidaria, Anthozoa, Scleractinia, Merulinidae. The record is from RefSeq and is a predicted model, not a curated record.